AUGCAGUGCUAUCCUUGGAAGAGUGCGAGGGUGAGGCCCUGUGUUCUCUCUCUUGGGCAUUUCAUCAAACACCUUCCAGGCGCCAAAUCGCACUCGUUUCUUCGCACUAGAUUUCACUCCAACACCCACACUGAUGUCGCUGUAAGCACGACAGCUUCAUGUUUCAAAAGCCUCAGUUCUAGCCAACAGAACCAAAUCCAUCUCUACGUUGAUACCCUUCUCCAGUGGAACCAGAAAAUGAACCUUACUGCAACUAAAGAAGCUGAACAAGUAAUGGAGAGACAUAUCGAAGAUUCUCUUGCGAUAUUGCCUAUUAUAAAGACUUGUUACAACGUCCAUUCCAGUGAGUUGUUUGACCACAUCAGUUUAAUUGAUGUUGGAAGUGGUGCAGGCCUUCCUGGGUUGGUUCUAGCCAUCGCAUGUCCAGAUUGGAGAGUUACUCUGCUUGAGUCUAUAAAUAAGCGUUGUGUUUUCUUGGAGCACGUUGUGAAUGUCACCGGCCUUACAAAUGUUAAAAUCGUAAGGGGCAGAGCAGAGAGUUGUGGGCAUGAUGUUAUGUACAGAGAGAAGUUUGAUGUGGCUAUUGCAAGAGCUGUUGCGGAGAUGAGAGUCUUAGCUGAAUAUUGUCUUCCUCUAGUCCGGAUUGGUGGAUUGUUUGUAGCUGCCAAGGGCCAUGACCCUAAGGAGGAGGUUCGAAAUGCAGAGAAUGCAGUUCGCAUGUUGGGUGGUUCCGUAUUGCAAAUUAGUCCAGUGGAUUCACAUAGCCCAUAUGGACAACGAACAACGGUUGUUUGUCGUAAAGAUCAUUCCACACCACAAAAAUACCCACGUGAAGCAGGUACUCCUUCUAAAUUACCAUUGUAA
Messenger RNA from Arabis nemorensis, 864 nucleotides. NCBI's taxonomy places the organism in Eukaryota, Viridiplantae, Streptophyta, Magnoliopsida, Brassicales, Brassicaceae. The record is from the annotation of a GenBank genome assembly.